UGUGGGCUGUUGCGACACCGGCAUAGUAUUUGGUGGCAACAGUGCCUUGUAACUGAGUGCAAGGUAGCAUCACUGCUCCUUUCAUCUGCAUCACUGCAUUAUAUUUGCCAAAGGGUUCUGGGCUUGCAAUGUGUGUGGGGACCUGUGCUCGAGUCCUGGGUCCAUGUCUCCUUACCUUGGGCCUGCUUUCCAUCCUUGCCAACAUUCUCCUACUCUUCCCCAGUUGGGAAUGGCGCUACCUCCACAUGGGCCUAAUCACUAAGAAGGCGAUGCAAAUGCCGGGAGUCUGGGGUGGAGGACUGUUGGUCUUUCCCGCUGCAGUUCAGAUCACAGGUGUUGGGUGGAGAUGGAGUUGUUCCAACACCUCUGGAACUUGCCGCAAGAUGUUUGUCUCCAUUUUAUUAUCAGGACUGGCCUUACUGGGAUCAGCUGCUUGCUUUAUUUUGUCUGGGGUAGGCUUGACAGAGGGACCCCUCUGUCUCUACGUUUUCACCAACGGCAGGAGGAAGAUGCAGCUGUGGGAUUAUCCAUUCCUUAAUCUUGAUAAUGGGGACAUGAACAACAGGACUCCUCGGAAUUACUUGUAUGAUCCUUCCCUUUGGACCUCAGUUUGUAUCGAGCCACAUAAUGUUGUCAGCUGGAAUGUCUACUUCUUCUCUGCCCUCCUUCUCAUCAGUGUGGUUGAGAUGGUCCUGGCUGCUCUCCAGAUCAUCAAUGGCUUUUUUGGAUGUGUCUGUGGCUUAUGUGAAAAGAAGCUCAAUGCAUAGCUGAGUCCUCUGUUGUCUGUGAAGAACAGUGCGGCUGCUUGCCAGAUGGGAAUAAUCAGCCAUCACCCACCCAUCAGUGGAAGGUAUGGAUCACUCUCUUCCUUGGGAAUCUGUCAGCCCUCCCAGGGAAUAUGGAACCACGGCCACUGCGCCACGGAGUUAAGAAGUUGAUGAGGUUAC
Messenger RNA from Elgaria multicarinata webbii, 947 nucleotides. RefSeq names its product transmembrane 4 L six family member 19 (gene TM4SF19). The transcript has 6 exons. The record is from RefSeq and is a predicted model, not a curated record. Bases 129 to 767 code for a protein of 212 amino acids. NCBI's taxonomy places the organism in Eukaryota, Metazoa, Chordata, Lepidosauria, Squamata, Anguidae. Gene Ontology annotation, cellular component: membrane.